Molecule: messenger RNA, 372 nt
Organism: Parnassius apollo (apollo)
Lineage: Eukaryota; Metazoa; Arthropoda; Insecta; Lepidoptera; Papilionidae
Source: the annotation of a GenBank genome assembly
AUGCAUCGCUUUUUUGCAGAGCUGGAGCCAUUUAUUACAGUCACUGAGCAAAACCUGGCAGACCAAGUUCGGUACAUCUUGCGCUCCAACAUAUUUGAUGAUGCCGAACUCGAACGACUACGACGUGAGAUUGUUCCCUCGUCGGAUGAAAAUGAUACGCCUGAGAAUACGGCGCCACUAAUUGCACAGCAUCCUGUAUACGUGGAUACCACCGUGGAUAUUCCAGUUAUGGUUGAUUCAGACGAUAAUGAAGAGAGAAUGGGAGAAAAUGAGGAGCAUAUUGGAAAAAGCGAUUUUGGAAACAUGCAGUACGCCUCUCGAAAAUCGACCGUGACUUCCUCGCAUAUCCCUAAGCAAGCGGAAUCAGGUUGA